AUGAAAAAUAUUUUCACAGUCCCUGAAGCAACUCGUGAAAUUAUUAAGUAUAAAGGGAGAAGGGAGUGGGAGAGGGAGGCGGGGAGUGCGCCUGAGCGGGCGGCGUCCCUCAAGCUGCCCAACGGGCGGCCGGCGGCCCAGUCUGCCGAGGAGAUCCGGCCUCUGCGGGAUGAAAUCCGGGUCUCUCUCGAGAACACCAACACCUGUACCGACAGCCUCGUCACUGCCCUCGACGACGAAGCACUCCUCUUGUCUGACCUUUUCCCAGAUCCAGGGAUGAACCUGGCACCGAGCCGUGUCCACUUCGGCCAAGCCGGAGACGAACUCUCCCUGUACGGUACUCCGAAGGAAGAACCGGCAGGCGGGAUGUCGGCACCAUCGACAGCCCAGGAUGGCGGGAAGCAAAGCUUCAUCAAGAACCAGCUCCAGGCGCUCUUCCAGCCGACGGACAACAAACUUGCCAUGAAGCUCUUCGGCUCGAAGAAAGCCCUCAUGAAGGAGAGGAUACGACAGAAAGCUGCCGGUCACUGGGUCAUACAUCCUUGCUCUAGCUUCAGGUAA
Messenger RNA from Nezara viridula (southern green stink bug), 561 nucleotides. NCBI's taxonomy places the organism in Eukaryota, Metazoa, Arthropoda, Insecta, Hemiptera, Pentatomidae. The record is from the annotation of a GenBank genome assembly.